UUCGACGGACGAGGGUUUAACCCGGCGACGGAAUUUUUUCCGGUUAAUUUUUUAAAACGAUCGGCACGCCUUACUCUUUCCUCCAUCCCGACUUCCCUGUUCUCGUUUUCCCUCCCGUCCGUUGGCCGAUCGCGGCCGACAGGAGGCGCGCGUUAGCCGACGAAUAACGUAGCGGGAGAUAAUGUGGGACUGUCUGGUGGUCACGUGUCCUCCCGACGGAAGGGCCCUGGCCCUGCAGAAAGAGACGGAACUGCUUCGCUCUCGAGGAUGGCUGGACCUGGACCUACCCGUUUUGACAGCCGAGGAUCCGGCCCCUGCCGCCGGCAGCGGCACCGCCACCCUUAACGCCCUGCUGGUGGCCGCUGAAUUUCUCAGUCUGCGCCAGGGAUAUUCGGUGGUGACCGCUGACGUCUUUGGCCAGAGCCGCGUCCUGGUUCUGCAUCAUGGAAGGACGUAUCUGUGGGAGUGUCGGGGAAAGGCCUUUGUCGAUCUGGCCCGCACACCUCCGGAAGAGGAGGAGUCUGGGCGGGUGUACUCUCUGGACAACUGUCUUCGACGCCUGUUAUGGCUGAUGGAAAAGGUGUCAAGAGACGAAGAAUCCGGCGUUUGGGUGUGCAGCACGGACGCACUGCUGCUGUCUUCUUCUCCGGGCCCAACUCCUUCUGGUUCCUCUUCCGCCUCCUGCGAUGCCAAGUUUUUAACAGAGUGGGAGGCGGAAGAGACGAAGAACAAGGCCGACAUCAAACUGUUCUACAUCUCGGCCGGAGCGGAGUACGCCGCCGGACACGGAGUGGUUCGAAUGGAUUCCCAGGGAACGGUGCGGGACGUGCUGUACCGCGGAAGACCGGAAGACGUGGAUCGUUGCCGUCUGGAUGACGGUACCGUCCCUCUGGUGUCGGGACUGGUGUAUCUGUCAUCGGCGGCGGCCGAGAGUCUGUCGGCCCUCCACUCCGUCUCCCCCCUGGACUCCUGCAACUACAUGGGACUGGACAGCGGAGCCCGACCCCUGCAGGUUUCCCUCUUCUUCGACAUCUUGGUGGCCGCCGCCGCCGACGUGGGCAGAGACGACUUUCUGUCGGGAAGAUGCGGCAGGACCUACGACGGCCGGUUCGGCCUGGAGCGGAGGAACCGACGAGUGGCUGCCGGAGCCAGGAGCGUGGUGUGGGACGGCCUCUCCCCCUACCGAAUGGCGGCAGUGGGUCUGAAGAAUUACGCUCAUUUCUAUUGGUCGGACGAGGAGACCGGAAGACGUCACCUGGAGCUGCUGAGAGGCGUGGCAACAGAAAAGGUGGUCCAUUCUCAUCUGGAGGAGGAGGAGACGGCUGCCGAAGACUGCCUGGUACUCAACUCAUGGCUGAGUGCCGGACCAGAGGCCCGAAUCAGCACCGGUUCGGCGGUGUACAACUGUCGAAUUCAGGCCCGGGACCUAAAGGUGGGAAGCCGUUGCUUCCUCAACGGAUCGACGCUGGACCGGCUACAGGCACGGAUUGUUGUUCCGGACGGAAUGGCCGUCCUGGGUUUGGCCAUCCGCCCGCCGGACCGGUCCGCUUCUUCCGUCCGCCUCCACGUUGUCUCUGGAUGCGACGACAUCUUCACGGUUCCCUUUUCGGACCGGCGCGGUACCUUUUGUAAUCGCCCGUGGAAUCGAUUUUUCCAAAGGACUGGAAUUGGCCCCGACGACCUGUGGGAUCCAGAUCUGGGAGACGACAGGAAGACCCUGCUCCGGGCAAAACUGUAUUGGACUGCAGAUGAUUUUUCGGAACAUUUAUUACUUUUUACGGGAGAAGAAACUUGGAACAAGGAUCAAUACCUGGGGUGGAAAAACAGAAAGAGAUUUUCCAUAAAUGAUAUAUUAAAAUUUAACGAUUAUGAAGAAGCAUUUCAGAGUCGAAGAGAAUUAUAUGCAUCAAUAGCUUUGAAAGAAAUUAGUAAAAUCCUUUUGAACAACAGCGAUAGUCCUGUUCUUCCAUAUUUUCGAACUGCUCAUGUGGAGGGAUGGGAUAAAAGAGUUGUCAAUGUUCUGGAUGAAGUGUGUCUGAAAUCGGCAUCCAAAACUGAAAUACUCUCGAGAACUCUGUCCUGUAUUGCCGAUCUUCUUGGAAUAAUGGCAGGGAAGUUGGGUGGAGUGAGAAGUGGUCCGGGGAAUAACAGACUAUGGAUUUCGGCAUUUAAUUUAUUACAGGAGGGAAAGAUCGAAGCUGGUUUGCAAGCUCUGAAAGACAUCCGUGACCAAUGGUUGGACCAUCCUCAUCGCAUCAUUAGAGCUGCUCGUCACUACGAAUCCGCACUACAGAUAUUAAUACGUAAAGCUGUAACUACAGCCAAUCAGUUUGUUCAAUUGUCAAAAGUUCCGCUUUUACCAUUCAAUCAAUAUGUGGUGGUAGAAUGUCCGGCCAGAGUGGAUCUCCAGGGUGGUUGGUCCGACACUCCUCCUAUUUGUUACGAAUUGGGUGGAUCUGUGGUCAAUGUGGCAGUGCUGAUUGACGGAAAAAAACCAAUUGGUGCUAAAGCUUGCAGAAUACCAGAUUUAGAAAUAAUAAUGAAUUUGGGAGAAAAUGAAUCUGCACCCACCCUCACCAUCAACCAUGUAGAUCAGCUAUUAGAUUAUAACCAACCAAAUGCUGAAGCGGCAUUAUUGAAAGCUGCUGUCGUGUAUGUCGGAUUGGUGGAAGUGGAAAGUGAAGUUCCUCUGUCCCAACAACUGAGAAGCAAAUAUGAAGGAGGAUUUCGAAUUGCAGCUUGGUCUUUGCUUCCUCGAGGAUCGGGUAUGGGAACCAGCAGUAUCAUGGCUUCGGCCAUCCUGGCCGCUCUGUGGACCGUCACUGGACGCUCUUACUGCCACGAGUCUCUGAUACAUGCGGUGCUUCAGUUGGAGCAGUUGCUGACCACAGGUGGAGGAUGGCAGGACCAGGUAGGUGGAAUAGUAGGAGGAAUCAAGAGGGGACUAUCUGAACCAGGUCUCCCGCUGCGAGUUCUGGUGGAAGAGGCCCAGAUUAGUGAAGAAUUUCUAAAGAGAUUUGAGGACCACUUCCUUCUAAUCUACACGGGAAAAGUUCGACUGGCCAAAAAUCUCUUGCAGAAUGUGAUAAGGAACUGGUAUGCCCGAGAACAGAAGGUGGUCCACUGUUUCCACUCUCUUCUUCAAAACUCUUCUCGCAUGUUUGAAGCCUUUCAUUCUGGGGACUUGGAGAAGAUUGGCCAUCUGAUGAAUGUCUACUGGGAGCAAAAGCAGUGGCUGGCCCCGGGCAGUCGACCCGACUUGGUGGGAAACAUGACAGAUAAACUGCAAUCUCUGGCUUAUGGUCAAUGCCUGGUGGGAGCGGGAGGAGGAGGCUUCUUGUGUCUGCUGACCAAACGGCCCCAUCAGGCCGAUACCAUCAAAGGGAUCAUCUCACAAAUAAAGGGCACCGAGAAAGUGGAAAUCUGGAGAGUCUCAGUCUGUCAAUCGGGGAUGGAGACUCGGCUGGAACCUACCCGGAUCUAAACUCCUCAUUAAUCGUAUUUCCAUUUCUGGGUGAUGAAUACUACAGUAUUGAGUCGAUGACAGCAAAGAAGAUACAACCAAAAACGAUAGUGCAGAAGGAGGUGGGAAAACAGUUAACUCUUUAUGUGGGCUUUGGAUGAGAAUGUUGGUGACAGAAAAUAACUAAGCAGCAGAGACCGUGUAGUCAGACUUCUUUAGGCCACCCAGAUGCCAGUAUCCAGAUGGCUGGAAGAAGAAACUGCACGAUAUUCUAUUUCUUCUCUCUCUCCAAUGCCUUUUGUCACAUGCCUGUUGAAGAUAACAAUCCACCAUCUACCGGGACCUUUUUGUAUUAAAGGGAAAAAGAUUUUUAAAUAAAAGAGAAUAUUUUUUAAUUAA
This is a messenger RNA of Centruroides sculpturatus (bark scorpion), 3862 nucleotides long. RefSeq names its product L-fucose kinase-like. NCBI's taxonomy places the organism in Eukaryota, Metazoa, Arthropoda, Arachnida, Scorpiones, Buthidae. The transcript has 27 exons. The record is from RefSeq and is a predicted model, not a curated record. Gene Ontology annotation, biological process: GDP-L-fucose salvage. Bases 182 to 3484 code for a protein of 1100 amino acids. Gene Ontology annotation, molecular function: ATP binding; fucokinase activity.